Molecule: messenger RNA, 843 nt
Organism: Colletotrichum higginsianum IMI 349063
Lineage: Eukaryota; Fungi; Ascomycota; Sordariomycetes; Glomerellales; Glomerellaceae
Product: Octanoyltransferase
Exons: 1
Coding region: 1-843 (280 amino acids)
Biological process (GO): protein lipoylation
Cellular component (GO): mitochondrion
Molecular function (GO): lipoyl(octanoyl) transferase activity
Source: RefSeq, a predicted model, not a curated record
AUGUUCCCGUCGUAUACCGCGGCAUCCGACUUCCAAGCCCUUCUCCGCCAGGCGUUCCUCGACUGGAAAUCCGCCCCGACACCCCGUGCCCCGUCCCCGCUCGUCGUCUCGUUCACGCCCACGCCGACAUAUACCCUCGGCCGACGGCAGAAGUCCUUGACGCCGGAGCAGCUGGGCCGGCUCCGAUCACCGUUAGAUGUGGACGUCGACCUGGAACCGGCUGGUGAGCGGGCGACAGACAACAAUGGUCGCGCGGGGCCGCAGACGCAGCGGCAGUUCAUACCCGAGGUCAUCGAGACGGACCGCGGCGGGUUGACGACGUACCACGGCCCGGGCCAGGUUGUCCUCUGGCCCAUAUUGGACCUGCAUAGCACGUACUACCCUCACCUGACGGUCCGCUCGUACGCCAGGCUCCUCGAGGAGACGACGCAGGCCGUCCUAGCUGACGGACCGUCCAUCCAGACCUACCUCUCGGAAGAGGACCCCGGCGUGUGGGCCGAAGCUGCGAGGCGCCGGGCCGGCGGUCAGGAGCGCAAGAUCGCUGCCAUGGGCGUGCACCUCCGCCGCCACAUCUCGGGGCUGGGCACGGCACUGAAUGUCGACGUCGCCGUCGACGGGGACGAGGCGUUAAACCCCUGGGCGAGGUUCGUGCCGUGCGGGCUCGAGGGGAAGACGGCCACCAGCGUCAGGGCCGAGACUGGCGAAGAAGCGUGGAGGCGAUGGGAGCUCGCUGGCGAUGGCAGAGCGAGGAGGGACUGGUACGCGCGGCGGUGGACCGAGGAACUCGCGAGGCGGCUCGGCAUCCCCACCGCCCCGGCCACAAUUCAUUACCGGCUCGGGUGA